Messenger RNA from Paraphaeosphaeria sporulosa, 2907 nucleotides. RefSeq lists its product as uncharacterized. The record is from RefSeq and is a predicted model, not a curated record. NCBI's taxonomy places the organism in Eukaryota, Fungi, Ascomycota, Dothideomycetes, Pleosporales, Didymosphaeriaceae. Bases 343 to 2694 code for a protein of 783 amino acids. The transcript is spliced from 4 exons.
UACCUCACUCCGAACUGUCCCCACCCCCACGUCCACUCAGACACCCGAUACUCUUACGAAAGCGCGCGCUUGAGAGGUCGUGUGCUGCCCUUUGCGGAGAAGCCGUCGUCUGCUGCUCGAGCCGCUCAACACCGUACGGCUAUCGCGCUGCGCUGGCCUGUCCUGGCUUGUCUCGUCUUGCUCGCGGCGGCAGCAGCGCAAGUAUCAUGAGAGUGAGUCGCGCUAUUUCAUGUCCCCGCCCCAUAAUGGCUGUCGCAGGCUCCUUCGCGGGCGGCGUGAUGUGCCCUCCGCGCGUACCUGAGGUUGUGAAGCGCCAGUGUACAUGAACGGCAUGCCCACGAUAUGACUGACAUGGGCCGAUGGGAGCUUAGCCAGCGACCGCACGAUAAUUGGGGCGUCCAGUACCCCGAAGCACCUGUUGCGCCCUCCGCGUUUGCGUUCGCAGAGCAGCCCGCGCUGGUCGAAGGCCUGGGACAGCUGCAGCUCGGACGAGUCUCCAAGACGCGCACCAGCCCCGUGGCAACGCGCACCAGAGUCGCCCGCCAUGGCUCCGAUCCCCACGCCAUGCGCCCCUCCAGCAGCGGCGGCGACGCAAUGCUCCCGUACCGCCAGCUUGCCCCGCCGAAACGAGCUGGGUCGUACUCGCACCCCACGCCGCUCGAGGACUUCCGCCGCUCGAGACGGUGGCCUCCGAGCGGCCACCGGCAGGACGACGCGUUGGGACCGAAGGAGGCGGAGGACCUGAUAUGCGCUGGGGCGUCGACGUUCAAGGGCUAUUGCGACGCGAUUCCCAAUACACCCGAGGGCUAUGACCGCUUCUACGCGGUCAUGGAUUCGGAACACCAGAGCAGGACAGAUCGGGGGCCGGUGCAGGCAGACGCUUACCGGUAUAUUUCCCUGAACCUGACGGGUGCUUUCGAGAGUCAAUUCCCAUGGCUUUCCCUAGAGCAGCCCUGCAUGGCCUAUGCAUACGGCAAGAGUGCAGGAACGACGACGCUGAACUACUAUGUCAGCAAGUCGGGUAGCAGUCACCCUCCGGUCAAGCCCACUGGCGAGGUGAAGCCACGGAAAAUAAAGUUCCUCCAGAUCCUGGACCGGUUACAGCAUUUGGAAGUCGGCCUCGGGGAAGAUGAUCCGGACGAGAUGUAUAGGUACCUCUACAGCACGCUCAUUGAAGAUCCCGAGCGCUACAGUGACCACCCACAUACGGACGUCCAGCAGCAGAUGAACGAUCUCAUUGCUAUUCUCAGUCACCCUUCAUGGAUAGAUUUCUCUAAUCCCAAGAACCAAGUAGUCGCUAAAUUUUUCGACGCACCAGACCAGCUCAAGAAGCAGGAAUUCUUCCACCAGCUGCUCCUCUCUGUGGAACUGUAUCUUCGCAUUCAUUCUAAAAAGCACACGGACAAGUUCAAACGGAAACUCACGUUGCAUCUUUCUCCUACUAUUGCUUGGGAUCUUGCGGUGGCACAGCGAUGGAUGGAGAACAUGGAAAUUACGAAGACACGGACGUCUGCCAAUCAGAGCACAUUCAGCUUCGAGCUCAAGAGUAAGAAGCGACAGAAAGAUGCACUGAGGUUGUUUGCAGCGACGCUAAAGUGGCCAAACAUGGACGAGAUAGACUACGUGCUCGAGGAAAAGGAUAAGAUGGAGAAGCCGCCGGAAGACCGUUCAGCAGACGCAAUGUCGUGGUUCUCUGGAAUCAUACUUCCUGGCCGAACGCUCCCGUGGCUCAUCAUGAACAGCCUAAUCGACUGUGAUCGCGACACGGGAGAUUCGCUCAAAUACCUGACGCACAUGCAUCAAUCGUCUGGCUUUCAGUACCGCGCCAACACCUACUGGUCGGCACAGAGCAUCGUAGGAAAGGUGCUCGGCGCCGCCCGCGGGGUCAAGCAAAUCGCCGGCUGGGUUGGGCCCUGCAUCUACACGCCCGAUCUCAAGCGCACAGAAUGCGUGCGUGUGCACCAACUUGCGUCGCCAGACCCGCGGCUCAUCCCCGCAGACGUCGUGCACAUGGACACUCGGACAAACCCCCUGGGAACCGUAGAAGAAAGCUAUCCGAUCGACGACUACGAGGUGCCCAUGCCCGACCUCGACGACGUGACGGACCUCAUCCGCAUCGAGAAGCUCAGCUUCAUGCCUGCGAAGGAGCAGCCGUCGUCCGCCCGGCAGGGCGCCGGCGGUCCGCUCGUGUUCGACGCGGGCAUCUUCUUUGCGUGCGGCGGCGAGAGCUGGCCCAUGAAGCUGCGCUACGACGUCGACUUCAUCAGCGCGUUUCCGUGCCACCAGGGCCCGCAUGUCCUCUUCUACGACUUCACCUACACCGCGAUCAAAAUCGACGACGGCCUCGUCGACAUCCACGACUGGGGCCGCCAGUCCGGCCGCACGGCACGCUCGCGGCCGACAUCGUCGCGCUCGUCGCCCGGGAAGAAAGCACUUGCCCUCACCACCGCGGCUGCCGAGCCCGCUCACAUGCAGGUCAACAAAAUCCUCGCGAUCGAGGCGUUGGGGGUCUCCGACAACGAAGUCUUCGCGAGGGCGUGGUGCGCGCACCAUGGACAUAGCGCGAUUGUGGCGAAUAUCAAGGAGACGUGCAUGGCGUGCGCGAUAAGGGAGGCGUACGCGGCGUGUGUGAGCGUUGUUAUUUUCACCGAGGGGGGGAAGGAGACGGAGAGGGAUGAGGGGAUUUACAUCUGAGGCUUGAGUGGAGGGAGAAGAGGGGAGAUGACGAGGACGAUACAUUGCAUCACACGCAGUAUUUCUUUUGUUUGGGGAAAUGGGGGUGGGAGGCGGAGGCGGAGUCUGGGCGUGCAGAUGCACAUGGAGUGGAUUGAGCGGCGGAGUGGUUACGAGAUACCGACUCAUGACGUUUACGUAGCGAUGAACGAAGUAUGAAUGUUAUGACAUUAG